AUGGCGGAUCGCGCAAAGAUGGAAAAGUUCCGUUCGCAUGCAAAAGAAAUGGAAAUAAGAUAUGCACCGUUAAAGGGCAAAAAGGCAACAAUUGCAUCGCAAUCAAGUCGACGCACGAGCAUGCACGAAGUCAAACCAGUGCGCUCAAUAGCUGCGCCCUCGUUGAAGACGGGCGCAUCCCUCAUACCAGAUUUGAAUAAGUUGAUCAGUAGGGUGCGUGAAUUUCCCGACGAUCGUUUCAUCUAUUUGACUUAUAUGCUAAGCAAAUCGAGUGAAUAUUUCACGCCAUACAGUUUGAUGGAAGUUCAAUAUGAAGAUCUACCGAAUAAACAUCACUACUUCACCAUGAGUCGUCACGGUGUAACCUAUUGGCAUUUGUCGGAGAACUUUUUCACACCGCUCACUCAAUGGCAGCAGGAGUUUCAACAAUUUCUAAGCAUAAUUAAAAUACAUAGUUUUGCUGUGUUUCGUAUGUGGAAGGGUUUCAAGGUGUGGGAGAAGACCGUCAAGUGGCGCAAACAGAACGAUGCACGCGCCUACCUCAGUGAUCACCUAUUCAUUGCAAUACCACCGUUAGCCAGAGCAAUUCUGCAAUUUCGUGCCGAUAUUGUACAGCUGAACAAGCUAUCGUUCGUUAAUGUUGCAGUUAUUGAAGAAUGGCAUCCAUUCUACUUUCUGGAGACGCAGAUGCGUGUGUAUGAACGCAUGAAAGCUACGCUGCGCGAUUUUCGCGAACGUUCCAAAAAGAUGUUGUUUGAUGCCUGCACUUCUGCCAUUGUGGAGCGUGGCUUCUUUCCAACAGACGAGAUCAAUUUUUUUCCAUCCAUUAAAAAAAUGAAGGAGGCAAUGAAUUUUACAGACCGUGCGAAGAAACGCAAUUUUUGCAAGAUGCUAUCAAACUUCUUAAGUUACUGUGACAAUUUGAUGUUCCACAUGUUGCACCAAUUGACUGCCAGCAGUUUUCGUCGUUUGGCCGAGUCAAUGGAAGCGCAUCACAUGGUAGGGCCAACUAAGGAGGAGUUGCAGGAGAAUCUAGCCGUAAAUGUGCAAAUCGAAAAUCCUCGACCGGAAAAUAUGCCAAUGAAUCCCUUCUUCAUUGCUGAGUUAUAUAUGCUAACAGAUCGUAUAGAUGUGGAGCCAUCUGAAGAGUCAUUGAAAUACAUUUUCCAACGCAUUUGCUCACUCAUAUUGGAAACGGUUACUGAAAUGGAGAGUUUUACCGAUGACAAGACAUUCAAUCAAUACACAGUACCUUCAAUCAUGGGCCGCCAAGAAGAACGCUUAGCAAUGACCGCACCAGAUCUAAAUUUCCUUCUACGCACGGAUGUACGAUUUCAGAAUGAGCGUAAACUCAUCUUCGCUUACAUACGCAACGCUUACGAGAAGGCUAUGCUCUAUGCAGCACGUUUUGAAACUAUACGAAACAAUUAUGAGAUCGAUACGACUACAGAUCCGAAAACGCUUACAUCAGAACGAGAAUUAGAGGCACUACGCACUUACUGUAAUCGUUAUACCAACAAUGUACGCGCAUUGGAUGGCAUUUUGUCGGUGGUUAAUUUGGGUCUAUUGAAGUUGACGCAAACAAGUUUCAAAGAAACUGUCACGCCGAUUUGUCAAAGUCUAUCGAACGUUCUGAAUGCUUAUAUACCAAAGCUAGCUGCCGAAGAGGUGGAUCGCAUCACACAAGAAGCGCACGAUUUUAUUGGCAUCAUUAGUGCAGAACCAGAAACUACUUUGGAAAUUGUCGAGCACAUACGAGAGCUGGAACGUAUCGAUGAAAAUUUAAAUAAACUUUUCGAAGCGGUUGAUUAUGCGCACGAUCUAUAUAUGAUAAUUAAAGAAUUCGAGAUACCAUGCGACGACGAGCGGCGUGAAGACUACAUGGAUUGUGAAGAUUUGGUAAACCGAGGUAGCGAGCUUCUGAAAGAAACACAGGCAAAGCGUCCGGAUUUCAUAAACCAAUUAAAUCAGCGCAUGCUGGCAGAUAUCGACGUAUUGAGAGAGGAAAUACACGACAUAGCGCUUGGUGUGCAAAUUUCCGAAUUAUUGGAUAUAAAUACAGGCAGCAAAAAAGCCAAAGGCAUACUGGAUGACUUGAAUCAGCGACUCAGCGCUUGCAAGGAACGCGUGGAAGAAUACAUUGGCUAUCAAAAGGAAUUCAAGAUUGACAUUUCACAAUUCCUUGAAAUGGAUGAUACAUUCCUUGAGAUAAGAAUGCGAAAUAAUCUUUGGCAAUCGCUGGAUGAAUGGGAUGCAGCUUUGGAUAGUUGGGUCAACAUGGAAUUCAAUCAAUUGAAUGUGGAAGAAAUGAAUAAUCUGAACAUGAAAAUAAUCAAAAAUUGCUUGCAAUUUGAAAAAUAUCUACCAGAAAAUAACAUCGUACCAAAAAUGAAAUCGUCCGCCGAUGAAUUUAGAGCAAAGCUACCUGUUAUUGGAUUCCUGCGCAAUCCGCAUUUCAAGGCGCGUCACUGGACCCAUAUCGAGAGUACGCUGAAUAUACGCGUUUACCAAGAGGAGGGCAUACGCAUAUCCACCUACGAGACAGCUGGCGCAAUGGAACCAGAGAAAGCGGCACAGCUGAUGGAGAUUUCAUCACAAGCCACAGGCGAAUCACAGCUCGAAGUAAUGUUAAAGAAUAUUGAAAAUAUAUGGAAGGAAACCGAAUUGACGAUCGUGAAUCAUCACGAUCAAAAAGAUGUCUUUAUAUUGGCUGGCACGGAGGAAUUACAAGUAAUUUUGGAUGAUUCAACUGUGAAUAUCAAUACAGUUGCAGCAUCGAAGUUCGUUGAGCCCAUUAAGUCGAAAGUGCAGGAGUGGAUUGAACUAUUGGAGCUGUUCAAUGAAAUGUUAGAGGUUUGGUUAAAUUGCCAGACAACGUGGAUAUAUUUGGAAGCUAUCUUCUCUUCGCCCGAUAUACAACGUCAGCUACCGCAAGAGGCAAAAAUGUUCUUCACCGUCGACAAGAGUUUCAAAAACAUUAUGCGAAACGCAAAGAAGAUUUCACUAGCUUUGCCAGUUAUGACUGAGCGCAAUACGUUCGAUGCGCUCAAUGAAAAUAAUCGCUUGCUAGAUUUGAUUAGCCGCGGUCUAGAGGCUUAUCUCGAGGUGAAACGUGUAGUUUUUCCUAGAUUCUAUUUCUUGUCCAAUGAUGAACUACUCGAGAUUUUGGCACAAACACGUGUCCCUCAGGCGGUACAGCCACACUUGCGCAAGUGCUUCGACGCUAUCUAUCGACUGGAAUUUGGACAGAAGGAAAGUGGUGAUGGUGGCAAAAUGAUACCCACAAACGACAUCAUAGCCUUCAUCUCACCUGAAGGUGAAAAGUUGCAGUUCGGUAAGGGUCUAAAGGCGCGUGGCGCAGUCGAAGAGUGGUUGAGCAAAGUCGAGGAGGCAAUGUUUAUUGCUGUGAAGCGAUACAUGCGCUUCGGUUAUCAGUGCUAUCCGGCUAAGGAGCGUGAUGAAUGGUUUCAGGAUCAUCCGAAUCAAGUAGUGCUGACAGUGUCGCAGCAACGAUGGGCCGCCGAUAUUCACAUGAUAUUGGACAAUAAUAAAAUCGGUUCAGCCAUUAAGAUUACCAAAUUGAAAGAGUUUGAGAAAAAGUGUUACAAAAAUUUAGCUGCCUUAGCGGCUAUGACACGAAGGGAUAUCUCUUCGCUGUUGCGGAAAGUACUUUGUGCGCUUAUAACUAUCGAUGUGCAUGCUAAGGACUCAGUUACAUUAUUACUCGAUAAAGAAGUGACAAAAAACACUGACUUCAAUUGGCUAAAAAUGUUACGCUUCUACUGGGCCUACGACACGGAUACUGUCUAUACACGCAUGGCCUCCGCGAACAUACCCUACUACUACGAGUACUUAGGCGCAGGCGGUGUGCUGGUGUUGACGCCACUAACAGAUCGUUGCUAUCUCUGUCUGAUGGGCGCCUUGCAAAUGGAUCUAGGUGGCGCACCAGCCGGCCCAGCUGGUACGGGUAAAACCGAGACCACCAAGGAUUUAGCGAAAGCCGUAGCCAAGCAAUGCGUCGUCUUCAAUUGUUCGGAGGGCUUGGACUACAAAAUGAUGGGUCGCUUCUUCUCCGGCCUGGCACAGUGUGGCGCAUGGUGCUGUUUUGACGAGUUCAAUCGUAUCGAUAUCGAAGUUUUAUCCGUCAUUGCGCAACAAUUGAUCACUAUUCGAAAUGCAAAGGUCAUAAAUGCGAAACGCUUCAUAUUUGAGGGCCGCGAAAUUAAACUGAAUAAAUCUUGUGCCGUUUUCAUCACAAUGAAUCCCGGUUAUGCUGGACGCACAGAGUUGCCCGACAAUCUAAAGGCCCUCUUCCGACCCAUGUCUAUGAUGGUGCCCGAUUACGCACUCAUCUCUGAAGUCAUCCUCUACUCGGAGGGUUUUGAAAAUCCUAAAAUUCUGGCUCACAAAAUGGUACAGAUGUACAAAUUAUGCAGCGAACAGCUCAGUCAACAGAAUCACUAUGAUUUCGGCAUGCGUGCCGUCAAGUCGGUGCUGGUUAUGGCUGGCGCUCUGAAGCGUGCCGCACCCGAUCAACGCGAGGAUAUUACGCUAAUCGCAGCGCUACGCGACUCCAACAUACCGAAGUUUUUGGCCGAUGAUGCCGGUCUGUUUCGUGGUAUACUAAGCGAUUUGUUUCCCGGCGUCGAGCUACCAGAUUCAUCUCAUCCCAGCUUGGAGGAAGGUAUGAUUGAAGGUUUGAAGCUGAAAAAUUUACAACCGGUAGCAAUUACCCUGCGCAAGGGCAUACAAUUGUACGAGACGAUGUGUGUGCGUUGGGGUGUAAUGCUGGUGGGACCGACAGGUGGCGGUAAGACGACGGUGCUGCAUAACCUUGCUUUCGCCUUGGGUUAUUUGUAUGAGAAAGACGUGCCCGGUCCAAACUUUCGGCCAGUUACGAUGCAGACAAUGAAUCCGAAAGCAGUGCACAUAAAUGAGCUAUACGGUUAUGUGGAUUUGAAAACGCUCGAAUGGCAAGAUGGCCUACUGGGCUUGGCUGUGCGUACUGCGGUGAAUGUGGAAGAGGAAAUACACCAGUGGAUAAUUUGUGAUGGUCCCGUGGACGCCAUUUGGAUCGAAAAUUUGAAUACCGUCUUGGAUGACAAUAAAAUGUUGUGUCUGGCGAAUUCCGAACGCAUCAAAUUAACCGCUUGGGUGCAUAUGGUUUUCGAAGUGCAAGACUUAGCACAAGCCUCACCGGCCACUGUCUCCCGCUGUGGUAUGGUUUAUGUCGAUCCCGAAGAUAUGGGUUGGCUACCAUUGGUCGAUUCGUGGAAGACUAGCGACAUCGAGAAGAAGUUAACCGCUGAACAAAUGGAAUUUCUCUAUCAACUCUUUAUCAAGUAUUUCAGCGAACAAUUGAAGCUGGCGCUGAAACAUGGUGCUUACAUGAUACAUCAAGUGACCAGCGCCAAGGUUCAGUUGCUGUGCGAACUAUUGGCUUCAUUGAUUGAACAGAAGAAUUGGACUAACGUCAGCGAGAAUGAAUAUAGGCCGCUUAUAAGCAAACUGUUUGGUUGGUCUGUUUUGUGGGCGGUCGCCUCGAAUUUCAAGGAUGCCGAAAAGGAUGGAUUCGAAAAGCAUAUUAGAGAGGUCGUAGAAGGCGAUACAAAUUUUGACUUCCCACCUGGCUCAAUCUGGGACUACUACAUCAAUAUGGAUACUGGGAAGUGGGAAAACUGGAACUCGAUAAUAGAACAAUUUCAUUUUGAUACCGAAAUGAAGUAUUUCGAUAUGCAAGUACCAACUGUAGACACAACAAAAUAUGGCUACGUUUCUGAGUUACUAUUCGCACGGAGAUAUCCCGUUAUGUUUACUGGUGAUACGGGUGUCGGUAAAUCUGUAUUAGCAAUUUCCGUGCUCAAGAAAUUGCAAAAAGGUAACGUAGUGCCGGUACUUUUAAACUUUUCCGCACAAACGGGUAGCGCACGUACGCAAGAAAUGGUCGAAGCGCAAUUAGAGCGAAGAAAACGUACACAACUCAGCGCACCAUUCGGAAAAAUGGUUAUCGUUUUCAUAGACGAUGUAAAUAUGCCUAAACUGGAUACAUAUGGCAGUCAACCGGCAAUCGAGUUAUUGAGGCAAUUUCUCGACUUCAAAGGUUUAUACGAUCGCGAGAAACUCUUCUGGAAAGAAAUCUUGGACGUAGUGCUGGGCUGUGCUUGUGCUCCACCAGGUGGUGGCCGAAACCCCUUGACGCCACGUUAUGUGCGUCACUUUGCGCUCUUCUCCCUGCCCAAACCGAAUAAUGAGACAUUGACGACUAUAUUCGCUGGCAUACUAACAGGCUUCUUAGACACAUUCUCCACCGUUAUACGCCCGCUUGCCUUACCUAUAGUCAACGCUUGUGUCGACGUUUACUCGCGCAUCGCCAAUGAAAUGUUGCCCACGCCUGACAAGUCUCACUACAUAUUCAAUUUGCGUGAUUUAUCCAAAUGCGUACAGGGUAUUUUGCAAGCCAAGAAUACUCAUUAUAAUCAAGAAAUUCAGGUGUUGCGUCUCUUCCUCCACGAAACGACACGCGUCUUUCACGAUCGUCUUAUCAAUGAUGAGGAUAAGGGCCUGUUCAAUAAUAUCAUGUACGAAGUUUGUCUCAAGCAUUUCAGACGUGAAGUAUCGAAGCGAGAUGAACCGCCAAUACUGUUUGGAGAUUUUAUGAUUUUUGGAAAGUCGAAAAAUGAACGCAUCUAUGAAGAGAUCAGUGACCACAAGAAGUUGGAAAGCAUUUUGAAUGAUUACAUUGAGGAUUACAACUCGAUAACGGGUAAGAGUAUGCGUUUGAUACUCUUUCAGGAUGCGCUCGAACAUACGGUGCGUUUGGCGCGCUUGCUGCGUAGCGAUCGUGGUUAUGGCUUGCUAGUUGGUGUGGCCGGCAUGGGUAAGCAAUCGCUGACACGCUUAGCUUCACAUGUUAACGAGUAUAAGUGCCUGCAAAUCGAGUUGAAGCGAAAUUAUGAUAUAAACGCAUUCCAUGAGGAUCUGAGAGUCAUCUACCGAUUUGCAGGGAUCGAAGACAAUCCCGUCGUCUUUUUAAUGAUCGACACACAAAUAGUGGAGGAAGAAUUCUUGGAGGAUAUAAACAAUAUGCUUAAUUCGGGCGAAGUACCAAAUCUCUUUGAGGGCGACGACUAUGAGAAGAUUAUAUUGGACGCACGGGAAGCAUGCAAUGCAGCAAUGGCUGGGGGUUGCAGUCGUGAUGAAAUCUAUAAGUUCUUCAUCAAUCGUGUACGCAAUAAUCUGCAUGUAGUGCUCUCUAUGAGUCCAGUGGGAGAUGCUUUCCGGCGACGUUGUCGCAUGUUUCCGUCUUUGGUAAAUUGCACUACCAUCGAUUGGUUCUCCAACUGGCCGACCGAAGCAUUGUAUUCUGUGGCUCUGGGCGUGCUGCAAGAUAUAGCGCGUGACAAUAACGAUCGUAUAGCUUUGGCUAGCACCACCGUAUUUAUGCAUAAGACCGUCGAAGAGGCAUCAGUACGCUAUUACAAAGAAAUGAAACGGCAUUACUAUACCACACCUAGCAGCUAUUUGGAACUGCUUAAACUGUAUCAGAACUUAUUAAAGGUUAAAUCCGAUGAGAUAAUCGCCAAACGAAAACGUAUUUCUAAUGGCUUGAAUAAAAUACUGGAGACCAACGAUGUUAUCGCUGUCAUGCAAAAAGAGUUAGAAAUUAUGGUACCACAACUGGAUGAAAAGUCGGCGAUUAUGAAACAAUUGGUGGAUCGUCUCAACGCCGAUACCAAACAAGCGGAUCAGGUGAAAGAGGGCGUAUUGCGCGAUGAAACUGUAGCUAAGGAGAAGGCUGCCGUCUGCCAAGUGAUAUCUGAUGAUGCUAACAAAGAUUUGGAAAUCGCUAUGCCAGCUCUACGCGAAGCAGACGCAGCAUUGAAUGGCUUAACGAAAGCAGACAUCAAUGAGUUGAAAUCCUUCACCACGCCACCCGCACUGGUACAGUUCACCAUGGAAGCGGUGUGCAUUUUGAUGGGAUCUAAAACCGAUUGGGCCUCAGCUAAACGUAUAAUGGCUGAUGUGAAUUUUCUGAAGCGGCUGUUUGAGUACGACAAGGAACACAUCAAGGAGGAUGUGCUCAAGAAGCUAAAGAAAUAUAUUGAACACAAGGACUUUUUGCCUGCGAAAUUGGAAAAAGUAUCGAAAGUCGCAUCCUCUGUUUGCAUGUGGGUGAUCGCUAUGGAUAAAUUCUCAAAGGUCUACAAAGUAGUCGAGCCAAAGUUGAAGCGCAAGGAAGCGGCAGAUGCCGAACUGAAGGACAUUAUGACCGUACUCAAGCAAAAACAAAAAGAAUUGGCGGCUGUUGAAGCUAAAAUUCAGGCACUACAAGAAGACUUGGAGGAGAAAAAUCGGGAAUUCAAAACCAUACAGGAUGCUGUCGACUUAACAUAUGGUCGCAUCAAUCGCGCUGGUCGCCUAACCUCCGCUCUAUCUGAGGAAGAAAUACGCUGGAAGGAAACUGUGACGAUGCUGACGGAGGAUUUGAAAAGUGUACCAGGUGACGUUUUGGUUUCCGCCGCUUGUGUCGCUUAUUUGGGUGCUUUUUCGACCCAGUAUCGCGAUGAGAUGUGCGCACAAUGGGUGGCCAAGUGUCAGGAGCAUAAAAUACCAUCAAGCGGUGAGUUCCUCUUAGUCAAAGUGCUCGGGGAUUCAUAUGAAAUGCGCCAAUGGACCAUGGAUGGUUUGCCCAAGGACACAGUUUCGAUUGAGAAUGGUCUCUAUGCGACACGUGCACUACGUUGGCCGCUUAUGAUCGAUCCGCAGGAGCAGGCUAAUCGCUGGAUUCGCAACAAGGAAAGGGCAAACGGCCUGAUUGUAUGUAAGAUGACGGAUGGUAGUUUAUUGCGUACACUUGAAAACGCUGUGCGCCAGGGAUUUCCAGUGCUACUGGAGGAUAUAGACGAGAACAUUGAUCCCUCUAUACGACCUAUCCUUCAGCGUGAAACUUACGUUUUUGAGGGUCGCGUCUAUUUGAAGCUGGGCGAUGUGGUCAUUGACUAUGAUCCACAUUUUAAACUGUAUAUGACUACGAAAUUGGCGAAUCCACAUUAUUUACCAGAAAUUUGUAUCAAUGUGACGCUGGUGAACUUUUUGGUAACAGAAAGUGGGCUCGAGGAUCAGCUGUUGUCUGACAUUGUGGCCAUUGAACUGCCUGCAAUGGAGAUUCAGCGCAAUGAUCUGAUUGUGAAGAUUAACACAGACAAGCAACAGUUAUUGGCGUUGGAGGAUAAGGUGCUCAAGCUGCUCUACAAUUCGCAAGGUAAUAUUUUGGAUGACGAGGAGCUUGUGGAAACGCUAAAUGACGCCAAGGAAACCUCACUUAUUAUUGCAACACGUCUCAUCGAUACCGAAGAAACGGAAAAACUCAUUACGGCCACGCGUGAAAAGUAUCGUUCACUGGCUUCCCGUGGUGCCAUACUCUAUUUUGUGGUAGCUGGCCUAGCCGAUGUGGAUCCCAUGUAUCAAUACAGUUUGAAAUACUUUUCACAAGUAUUCUGUAAUGUUAUACGCCUGGAACAUCCUAAGCAAAGUAUCGAGGAACGCAUAGCACAGCUGAAACUGGACGAGUUGAAAACGAUUUUCGAAAAUGUCUCACGCGGUCUAUUCGAAAAUCACAAAAUCAUAUUCAGCUUUCUGCUAGCGACGGCAAUUGAGAAACAAGAAGGCCGCAUUUCUCAAACCGAUAUGAAUUUCUUGACCCGCGGCAGAGUGGGGGCUGUGCCCUUCAAACCUAAGCCGGACGAUUGCUUGCUAACCGACGAGGACUGGGAAACAUGCAUUUUUCUGGAAACUGAAUUUCCCGCUUAUUUUGGCGGCUUUACUGCUGCGCUUGGCAAGCCUUUCUUUUUGCAAAUACUCAACACGAAGGAGGUCUUCAACUUCUCUUAUUCGAGAGCAACAGCUGUGGACACAUGGAACAAACGACUUACCAUUUUUCAUAAACUUAUGUUUAUACGCGUAUUCCGGCGUGAGCGUUUUCUGCUGCACGUGGUGCUGUAUUUAACCGCUACCGUAGGCAAAUACUUCACCGAAACAUCAGCAACAGGCAGUCAGUUGAAAACUGUUUUCAAUGACACCAACAACCUAACGCCUAUGGUCUUCGUGCUCUCUACAGGCUCAGAUCCCAUGGCCGCUUUUCUCAAGUUCGCCGAUGAAAUGAAAUAUAUGGAUAAGUUCUAUUCGAUCUCACUCGGUCAAGGACAAGGUCCGAUAGCUGAGAGCUUGAUCGAAAAGAGUUUGCGUCUGGGUCACUGGGUAUUCUUGCAGAACUGCCAUUUGGCCACAUCUUGGAUGCGUCAAAUGGAAGCCAUUGUGCGCAACAUUACUUUGGGCAUCAGCAAAGCGCAUGAUGAUUUUCGUCUCUUUCUCUCCUCUAUGCCAACAAAGAGUUUUCCCAUCAGUGUACUGCAAAACUCCGUCAAGCUAACAAAUGAGCCGCCCAAGGGCAUCAAAGCCAAUGUAUUGGGCGGACUUAACGAUUUGGAGAAAAACUUCUUCGAGAAGCAUGUAUUGCGCGAGAAAUGGCGUGCCAUUGUGUUUGGGCUGUGCAUGUUUCAUGCAGUCAUCCUAGAGCGACGCAAAUUCGGACCGCUCGGCUGGAAUAUCUUGUACGAGUUCAAUGAAAGUGAUCGUGAUUGUGGCCUCAAAACGUUGGAUUUCUUUAUCGAACGACAGAAGGUAGAUGAAAUUCCGUGGGAUGCAAUAUUCUAUAUAAAUGGUGAAAUAACGUGGGGUGGACGUGUCACCGACUAUUGGGAUCAACGUUGCUUGAAGACAGUAUUGAAAACAUUCUCGUCGCCACAGAUCAUUGAACCAGAUUACAAAUACUCACGCGGUGAUCCCUACUAUCGUGAUCCACAAAAACUAACUGUGCAGGAAUAUAUACAGUAUGUACAGAAAUUCCCGACUAUAGAAGAUCCGGAGAUUUUCGGCAUGAAUCAAAAUGCAAAUAUUGUAUUUCAAACAAAGGAGACGAACUUCUUUAUAACAACGCUGUUACUGGGACAGCCACGCGCAGCGGCGGAUGAGGGGCAGGCGGCGGAAAACGAGAAUGCACUGGAGGUUAUUCGCUCCGUACAAAGCGUGCUGAUUACAAAAAUCAAGCGUGACGAGCUUCACGAAUCGCUUAGAGUUCUGGAUGCCAAAGGUCAACUACCUUCCUUAACCACAGUGCUUGUGCAAGAGAUCGAUCGUUACAACAUCAGCCUACGCGUCUUACACGAUAGUCUAGUAAAUCUAUCAAAGGCCAUUAAAGGGCUCGUCGUAAUGUCCGACGAGCUAGAGGAAGUAUUUAAAGCACUGCUCACCAAUGUUGUGCCUAAUUUAUGGGCCAAAAAGAGCUUUCUCUCCAUCAAGUCGCUGCCAAAUUACAUUGCUGAUUUCCAGCGUCGCGUCGAAUUCAUACAAAACUGGACACGCAACGGUGGCCCACGUUCAUAUUGGAUAAGUGGUUUUUACUUUCCGCAAUCCUUUCUAACCGGCAUGCUUCAGACGCAUGCGCGCAAACGUGUGCUCCCAAUCGAUUCGCUUAAAAUAGAUUUUAAAGUCUACGAUCUGGUUAUCAUACAACAGUUGGUUUUUGAGCGGCACGCCAGCGGCAAGGAUGUUAAAGAUCUUUACGGUAGUCUACCAGAGUCGAAUGACUCUGGCGUCAAUGUGCAUGGCAUUUUCAUUGAGGCCGCGCGUUGGGACUCACAACGUGGUGGACUCUGUGAUGCGAAACAUGGCGAACUAUUUAGUCGCUUACCGGUUAUACGUUUCAUACCAUGCAUUAGCCUAGAUCCGGGCGAGCGCUACGAGGCACCACUCUACAAGACACAAGCACGUUCUGGCGUGCUAUCGACGACGGGUCACUCAACAAAUUUCAUACUCUCUAUAUUGCUGGAAAGCCGAAAUUCGCCUGACUUUUGGAUUUUGCGUGGCACUGCAUUGGUUUCUGGCGUUGCUGAUAAUAUUUCGUAAAAUGCCUAUGUGCGAGUGUAUGCUUUUGUUUAUAACGAACUUAAUUAAUUUAAUAAAAAUAAUUAGAAUAUAAUGCAGUUUUAUUCAGCAA
Molecule: messenger RNA, 12055 nt
Organism: Rhagoletis pomonella (apple maggot)
Lineage: Eukaryota; Metazoa; Arthropoda; Insecta; Diptera; Tephritidae
Gene: Dhc16F
Product: dynein heavy chain 6, axonemal
Biological process (GO): microtubule-based movement
Cellular component (GO): dynein complex
Molecular function (GO): ATP hydrolysis activity; dynein intermediate chain binding; minus-end-directed microtubule motor activity
Source: RefSeq, a predicted model, not a curated record